UGUGAUACUAUUCUUAACGAUAACAUCGUUAUGACGUGCAUUAGGUCACAUGCAUGCCACCCACGUGUUACUAUUUUGGGGAUUUUGAGAAGACGUCAGAAUAAAUUAAAACUGCGAUAGUUUAUAUAAACCUUUGCAUAGCUAGCCUGUCGUUAAACAACAAAACUGAAAUUCAGCUGAAAGGAAUAUUAAAUAGUAUAAAAUAUGACUACUCUAUUUUAAAGGUCGACAUGAGUAUCCUUCGGCAAACAUAUUUUUUACUUCGUAAGAAUUUUCAAACCAAAAAGAGGCAUAAAAGGCUCACCUUACAAGAAGUGAUUAUCCCGAUCUACUGGGUACUCAUCCUUCUUGUAAUAAGGCUAACAGUUAAAAUUAAGGAUUUACCAGCCGUUUCUAGUGAACAGAUCCCAAGGUAUAAUCUUGGCAGCCAAAAUGGAGGAGGAGGCGGUGGUAAUGUGAGCAACAUGUCUUCCAAACCAUUGGUUGGUGUUGUGACUAAUAACGAUCCCCAAGCAAAAGAAGUGUUGUUUGUUUUGAAAAACCUGUCGUCUUCAAGGAAUGAAUACAAGGAAUUCAGUAGUAGCGAUGAGAUGGUCAACUACUACAGGACAUAUGGAGAGAGUUUGCAGUUUGGGAUGGGAAUUGUUUUCGAGAAAGAAAAUGAGACACUAUCUUACACUCUUCGUAUGUCUGAAGGAAUAGUGCCAGAUUUGAAAACCAAAUUAGUAGGUUUAGGCAAAUGUCAUAAUGUCAAAACAGCACUUCAUAAUUCUUUUGAGUGCCCAGCAAACCAGUACAUCAGCAAUAACAUAGGUUCUUUUCAGUCUUUCAUAGAUUCAGCUAUCACAAAGGUCUUAGCUGGUUUGCCGUAUAUUGUCGUACCAAAUAUUACAGCUCAAAUGAUGCCUAAAAGAGCCUUUCCCCAGUCCAUUGGUGGUUUUGAGCUCACAGUGCCAAUAUACAUGGUUAUGGCAUUUGCUCCAUAUAUCACCAUCCUUCUCGUUAGUCUGGUGAUCGAGAAAGAAAAGAAAUACAAGGAGUUGCUAAGAAUCAUGGGAAUGAAAGACACAGCUUACUGGUUGUCAUGGUUUCUGACGUAUGCCCUAAUCAUACUUCUAGCUGUCAUUAUCAUUAACGCUAUUACAGUUCCUGCUGGCGUAUUUGGAAAUAGCAAUUUUUUACUAUUGGUUAUAGUGUUCUACCUGUAUGGUUUGUCAUUGAUCAACUUUGCAUUUCUUCUGACUCCAUUGUUCAAGAACUCCAUGACAGCAGGAACAGUCGCCAACCUGUCAACAAUCAUUUUUGGUGUCCUUCUGAUUCCUCUGAAUAAUCCAAAUGUACCAAACUUUGCAAAGUGGAUAGCAUGUCUCCUUUCACCUACCGCUUUUUCCCUUACCCUUACACAGGCUGUCGAUUCUGCAGGGAUAACAUUCAGUAAUAUUUCCACCAAGAGCAGUUUCCCACCUAGUUACAGCAUCAUCAUGAUGGUGGUUGAUAUCUUUCUUUAUCUUGGUCUUGCCCUUUAUCUUGAUGCCGUGGUUCCUACAGAAUAUGGCAAACGAAGGCCUCCUUAUUUCAUCUUCAUGCCAUCUUUUUGGAAAAGCUUGUUUGUUGAUGACAAGAAUAAUGAGAUUGCACUCUCAAGGCAGCUAUCAGCUAGAAGUGUUCAUAACCAGGAUGACGUGGAGCAAGUUGGCCCUGAAAUGAUAGGCAAAGAGGUUAUUAGCAUUCAUAAUAUAAAGAAAGUGUUCCCAGGCAAAGAAGAAGUUGUUGCUGUAGAUGGUUUUAGUAUGGAUAUUUAUGAAGGACAAGUUACAGCAUUACUGGGACACAAUGGAGCAGGAAAAUCAACCCUGAUAGCAGCUUUAACAGGAAUGAUUGAACCAACUAGUGGGACUGCAUUGAUCUAUGGGAAGGAUAUCACUAAUGCUGAAGACAUGGAACACAUACGAAGAAACAUCGGUGUAUGUCCACAACAAGACGUGCUGUUUGAUUUCUUGACUGUAGAAGAGCACUUGGACUUGUAUUCAGGUCUGAAGGGUGUUCCAGGCGAGGAACGAAAGGAAAUGAUUAGUGCUGUCAUCAAGGAUAUCGAUUUGGAGGACAAGACAAAUGAUAUUGCUAAAAACCUUAGUGGAGGACAGAAAAGAAAACUUUGUGUUGGGAUUGCUCUGAUUGCGAACCCCAAGGUUCUAUUCCUUGAUGAGCCGACGAGCGGCAUGGAUCCACAGUCCAGGAGACAGAUGUGGUCCUUGUUACAGGAACAAGCUAAAGAUAAAGUUGUUUUAUUAACUACUCAUUUCAUGGAUGAAGCUGACAUAUUAGCAGAUUACAAAGCUAUCAUGACCAAAGGCAAACUCCGUUGUGCUGGAUCAUCGCUGUUUCUGAAGAAUCGCUUUGGUAUUGGCUACCAUCUAAGCAUGGAGUUAUCAAAUAACUGUGACAGGGAUACUGUUGAGAGCCUGGUAAAGAGUCACGUCGAAGGAGCUGAGGUGACUCGCCAUCACGGUAAAGAGUUGGCUUUCUCACUCCCAAUUGACCAAGUCAACAGCUUUGCAGGCCUCUUUGCUACUCUUGAGGACAACAAUGACAGUAAUGAGACUUGUGCCGCCACAUGCCUGGGCGUGACUAGCUAUGGUGUUUCCAUGACAACCUUAGAGGAAGUCUUUCUCCAACUGGAAGACACGAGUGAUGAAGUCAAAGAAGACAACAACCAGCCCAGUAUAAAUGGGUCCCAGAAUAAUCUUCUCAUUCCCACAGCUAGUAAGGAAAACUUGUCAGGUUCGCAGGCCAGUAACCUACAUCAUACUGGUGUUGACCUCGAUAUACAAGAGAUACGUAAGAAUGAAGGCAUGUCAAAAUAUACUGGACAGUUGCUUGCCCUGUUAAAGAUCCAGUGGCUGCAGACUAUUCGUUCUCCACUGAAACUCUUUUUCAUGGUUAUCGUCCCUCCGAUCCUCCUGGUUGUUGGCUUGGUUUUGAUCAAAGUUAAUUCAUCUGAUACUGGUUCUUCCUUGCGACGAGUUCCCAUCUCCCCAACCAUGUAUGUCACUCCAGCCAGUACCCAGUCCUAUGCUACACCUAUCCUCUUCCAGAAUUCAACAGGGUCACCUCUUGAUGACAUCUAUAGGUUCUUGAAGGAUUAUGGAAUCGAUUUUGACCAAGUUAAUUCCUUAGAUGAUUAUUUGAACAUCUCGGCCACAGAGAAGCCCAGUCGAUGUUUUGGACUUGAUGCUAACAAGUUUCCAACCAAUAACCUGUCAGUUUAUCCAAAAGUUGAUUUUCAUCUGCGUUACAAUGACUCAAUGGUCCAUUCCAUUCCUGUGGGAGUCAACGUUAUCACCUCACUGUUCAACAUGUUUGCCUUGAAAGCCAAAAACCAAAUACCACACCCCAUCAAGACGUAUUUCCAGCUUUUUCCAGCACUGAAGCCGAAGCUGAAAUAUGAUAACAAUUCGUUUAUUGCUGUGAUGUUGAUUGGUCUGUCAUUCGCUGUUAUUCCUGGAGGAUUUGCUAUCUUAGUAGUUGCACAGAGACAGCUAAAUAUCCGCCACCUUCUGCGAGUGUCCGGGUUAUCAACCCCCAUGUACUGGCUGUAUCUCUUCAUUAGUGAUACUAUAGUCUUCAUUAUCCCUGCCUUCCUGUUACUAAUACUGGUUCCAGCUAUCCAGAUACCAUCACUUUCUUCGCCUGCAGCGAUGGGCUGUCUUGUCAUAGCUGUUAUUCUUUACAUUCCUACGGGUAUCUUGUUCAGCUACUGUUUGUCGUUCCUCUUCAGCAAGUGGGAAACAUGUCAACAAGUGUUACCAGCUGUAUUCACCUAUCUUUCCUUAAUACCGUUCCUGGCCGUUUCACUAGUCGACAUGAUUGCAAGUCCAGACACCGCCAUUAUUCUACAUUACGUGUUUUCAUUCCUAAAUCCUGCAUAUGGACUUAUUGGGGCUAUGUACUAUGUAACAAGGAUCUAUCUGUAUGCUACUAUCAUUGCCAAUUCUCCUGACGUCACUAUCCCAGCCAGCACGUAUUUCAAGUGGACCAAACACAAUGGCAUCCCAGUUACCUUUAUAGCGAUGUUUGUCCAUAUGAUUUUGCUCUUUUUCCUUCUGUACUUCUUGGAUACGAAAAACACAGGAAGGCACAAAAGCACUUGCAGUUCAAGGAGCGCACACAAAGUGGACCGUCAUCCCAGUGGGGCGAGGAGUCAUUCAAGUAUUCGCUCAGAUGACGUAACAGAAGAUGACGUCAAGGAAGAAAAAGAGAAAAUCUUAAGAUCGGAUCUGACUGACAAAUCGAGUAGCGGGUUUUCUGUAGCAGUCAAGGGUUUAUGGAAGAAGUUUGGCAAACGUAAAGACACCAAGGUCGUCGUGAAGAAUUUAUAUUUCGGCGUGGAGAGAGGAGAAGUAUUUGGAUUACUAGGGCCAAAUGGAGCGGGAAAAACAACAACAUUGAAUAUGAUAACCGGUGCAGUAGCUCCGUCCAGAGGUCAUGUGACCAUCACAGGUUUAGACAUGAACACAGAAUCUUCUGAGAUUUACCAACACGUGGGUUACUGUCCCCAGACCGAUGCUCUAUGGAAAGAUUUGACUCUAGAGGAACACUUGGUACUGUAUGCUAAAAUACGAGGCAUACCAACAGAAGACGUUCAAAGAACUGUUCAACAUUACAUGUCAGGUAUGAGAGUGACCGAACACGCAAAAAAGAAAUCCAAAGAUCUGUCUGGAGGAACAAAGCGCAAGCUGAGUUUUCAGAUGGCAAUGCUUGGUGGUCCACAACUGCUGCUACUUGACGAACCUUCAACUGGUCUCGACCCGUCCGCAAGGCGAUUCCUCUGGAAUACUAUAAGUAAGAAUGUCAAGGGUGAUCGUGGUGCGAUCCUAACCACUCAUUCAAUGGAAGAAGCUGAUGCGCUUUCGUCUCGUGUUGGUAUCAUGGUUAAAGGGGAAAUGAAAUGUCUCGGUUCAACCCAGCGCCUGAAAAGCAAGUAUGGCAGCGGUUACAGCCUUGAAAUUAAGCUCACGAAUCAUUCUGAGGAUGCGCAAACCAAACUUGAGGCGUUUGUAAAGGAGCUGUUCCCUGGUGCCGUUCUGAAUGAGAUAUUUGGCGGCAAAGCGACUUACAAAGUACCUAAAGAUAACGUGUCUCGUUUGUCGAAAAUAUUCGACAAGUUGGAGCAAGGUAAACAAACCAUGGGCAUCGAGGAAUACAGUUUUAGUCAGUCGACCUUAGAACAG
Actinia tenebrosa (Australian red waratah sea anemone) is the source of this 5231-nucleotide messenger RNA. RefSeq names its product cholesterol transporter ABCA5. Gene Ontology annotation, molecular function: lipid carrier activity; ATP binding; ABC-type transporter activity. NCBI's taxonomy places the organism in Eukaryota, Metazoa, Cnidaria, Anthozoa, Actiniaria, Actiniidae. The record is from RefSeq and is a predicted model, not a curated record. Gene Ontology annotation, cellular component: membrane; intracellular membrane-bounded organelle. Gene Ontology annotation, biological process: lipid transport; transmembrane transport.